AGAAACAACACUGCAAUGACGCCAUUAAGAUAAAGUUUUUGUUUGUAAUUUAUUUUAUUUGAAUUGAAUUUUUAAUAAUUGUUAACGAUAUGAAAUUGUAAAAAUAUAAUCAUCAAAUAUGAAUACAUCAGCAGCAGAGAAUACAAAGGUUAUUGACUUGGAACAUUUACAGCAAUUGAGUUAUGAACGUUCAAAAUUGUGGGCCACUUUUCUGGAUAACAUACAAGAAUCGGAAAAUCAAUGUGAAAUUCCAUUGGAUCAUAUGGAAGAUUAUGUGGGCGAUAUUCCCGAAGAAGAGGAUGAAGAUGCAUUAGCUUCUAUGGAGGAUGAAAACUACGACGACAACGUAGAUCCAGAAGCUUUAAGGGACAUUACCAAUUCAACGCGUCUGUCGUUAAUGGUGGGCGGUACUAACAAAUCAACUUUAUUGCCAGAUUCUACGUGCAAUGGAGUGAAUAAUGAUUUGAUUGGAAUGCUCAAUGAAACGUUGCCAGUUAUAAAUGAACACAAUCGUCAACUGAGGGAAUCAGGAUUCGAUCGUAUUUUGAACACAUUUGAUGCCAAGAAAAUCGAAGAAAAAGUUGGCGGAUGGCUUAGAAGACAUAAUUCCUUGUGUGGUGGCAAUGGUGGAGAUUUCUCGAUGACUACCAGCAGUGAGAGGAGAGCAGAAGUCCACGGCAGUGUUAAGAAUAAAAGGGGAAUAGAAAAACAACAUCAUCUACCAGUUCCUUGUAUUCCAUUCAAUACGUACCAACAAGAAGAUGAAAGUGAUUCGGAUGCUUCCUUUAAUUCUGGUGAAACUGCCCGUUACAUAAAAUCCAGCAGAAGUGGUAAUAUAAGAAACUCUGCCUCCACCACCAUGAUGAUAAAAACAUAUAGAAUGGUGAAGAGUACUCGUCAGGCAUUAAGGGAUAAGUAUGGUUAUGAUCCAAAUGAUCUCGUAGAUUCACAUCUAAAUGAACUAAAGCUGCGUCGUAGAUUGGCAAAGAAGACAGCUUCACAUCAUCAUUAUAAUGAUGUACAUCAUUCGGCAAGGUCACACAAAAUGCCAAUGUAUCAUCAAUAUAUGACACCGACAACGCAUAUUACCCAAUCAAGGCGUAAAGUGUUAAGAAAACGCACGACAAGUAAUAGCUUUAGCACGAUGGACGAAUCAUCUUCAGACUCGGAUAGUUGCUAUGACAAUGGAGGUAGAAACUAUCAUCGAAAAUACAAAAUGUGUUGUACCGAACGUUAUUGUUCACGAUAUAUACCGGGACAUUUAUUGAUGCCUAAUCCAACCCCUGUAACGGCCACAGUAAAACGAUCGCAGUACCGUAGCCAUAGGACACCAAUUUGUGCACGAAAUGAUCAAAUGCUUUACUAUUAUCAAUCACAUUCACAUUCCAUGCAAUCUCCACCAUCCCCCCAUGAGUUCCGGAAACCUGUUGCGAAAAAGUCGUUAAAACGUUUAGACAAUCGUCCAUGUAGAAAGGAAUCAGAAUGUCGCUGCUGUGGUCAGAAAAGACUGUGCAAGGAAUAUAAGCAUUUAGCAGACACGUCUACCGAAGAAUGGAUAGUUGAAAACAGUUUUUCGCCGGAAAAAGAAUCUGGUAUUUUCACAUCAACUCAGUUAACCACAUCAGGGAAAAAUUCGAAACCAAUAGAAGAAAAAGGAAAGGAUGACUCUUCUAAUGAAGUAGACAUUUCACAACAGGAUUACAACCACCAAACGAUUGUAGAUCUAAAAUCAUCGAAAAAAGUUGGAGAAACACCAAAACUUGCUCCUGUGGAGGAAGAAAAGUCACACAGUAGGGAAAUGCAGUUGCAGAAAAAAAGUGAAGGAAAAUGUGUUGACAAAAAUGAAGAUGAAACCUCCGACUUAAAAGCUAAUGAGAACAAAAGUUCAAACAAAACGGAAGAUAAUCCAAAACAAAAACCUAGACAAAAUGUUUCCAAGAAUGUUACUAAAAAGAAGACAAAGUCAAAAAAGGAAUUAAAUGUACCCAAUGAUAGCUUUCAAUUGGAACUUCAAAUUGCCCUCAAAGAAUCCGAAGAGCUCUACAAGAAAGAACAAAUGAGAAAUGUUAAAGGACAACCGCAAGAAGCAAAUGUAGAAAUUGACCUUGACGAUCCUAAAACAAAUGCGGAAGAAACGUAUACGGAUUUCAAAGUUGUUUACAAUUCAACUACAGUUGCUAAAAACAAAGCAGACGAAGCUGCUAUACCCAAGGGAAGCUCAGUUAAAAAGACAAAAACUAGUAAGAAAGAUCUCUCAAAGAAUGGAGUUCCGGAAGCACCUCUAAAAGAGAUGGAUAUGGAAAAAUGUGAUAGCAUUUCUAAAUCAAAUGCAAAUAUAUCCAAAGCUAAGGAAAGAAAAACUAAAAUGAAUAACAAUAAAAAGGACAAGGCAUCGGAAGGAAAUGAUAAGGAGAAGAACUCUAAUGUCAUAGAAAUAGCGAACAGUCAUAAAAUACCGAAGUCAUCCGAAGGAACAGAACAGCUGCAGGAAAAUUCUAUGAGAGAUCAGACAGCAACAAAGGUCCACAUCUCAAUUACUGUGGAGGAAAAAGAAGCAGUGGACCAGGAAUGUGAUGAAGAUAAGAAAACAUCAAUUUCAAGUUUUCAAAAUCAUCAAAUUAAUGAUUUCAAAGUGGUUGAAAACAGUAAAUUCCAUAGUACAGAAGGAAAAGGUGAAAACAAUAGGAAAAGAACUAAAAACUUGUCUUUGAGUAAACCUAAAUCUAAAUGCAAAGCUGCGCAUUUGAAUGAGGUCAUUUCCGAAAAUAAAGAAUCUCAACGAGGGAGGGAUAUUGAAACUAACAACGAUACAAACAUUUCUAGGUUGGUUGAGACCAGACAUCAGCUGGAGAAUAACACUUCUAAUGAGAUACCUUUAAAGAAACCCGAUUCGAAAACGAAAGUAAAGGAAAAAACUAAUAAAAAUAAUGUUGAUCCAUCUGUUGCAAAAAAGAGACAAAAAAGGAAAAAGGAAAAUUCCAAAUCGGUGAAAUCCUCCCACAAGUCAAGUCCCACACAGAGUCCGAACACUUCUGAUGAUGAAAUUCCUGCCAAGUUGAAACAAAAUGAUGAAACAAUAACUCACAACAAAAAGAAGGAUAAUUCAUCGAACAACAAUAGUAGUAGCAACAAUGCGAACGUUACAUCGACAACCAUGCAACACUCUCCAUACCCGGAAAUAGAAUAUAAAUCGCGUUACAGACGUAAAGCACUAAAAGAUUCCAACAGUGAUAAAAAUGACGAUAUCGAUUGCACUGUAGUAUCAUCUACAACCGCGAAUUUAGAGCCUCCCGCACACGAGGAAAUAACAAAUGAACAAAGCCAACGUGGCGAAUCAAACUCUUCCUCAAAUGCCACUAUUAAGGAACUGAACAUUCCCACAAACUACUACACGCCCAACAAAGGCAUACUCAUCUAUGCUCCACACAAAUCGUCAUUGGCUCCACCACAAAGCUUUAGCCAAGACGGCGCUUCUUUCAUUAUAACCCAUGAACAUUUAAGUCGUGUCAUUGGACAUAAAGCUGCCACAAAAUUUCUCAAAUAUUACAUAGGUCGCCGACGUUUCAAUAGCAAAUCGACAAUUUAUUUUAAACCACCCUCAAAUGGAAUAGUGCCGGACACUAGUGAGGAUUCAUCUAGCGACGAUGAUGAUUUGGAAUACAUUGGCCAAUAUGGUGAUCUAUAUGAGUCAUUUGGCGGUGGUGGCGCUGGUUCAAAUCAUGAUAGUGGAGCACAUAAGCAGUCUUAGGUAAUAAGUGUAUGUGUGGCUUUUAUCGUUAAGUUUUAAUUUUAAUAAACGUUUUUUUUAUAUUUUAUAUGAAAUAAAUGUUUUUUUUAUACAUUUUUA
This is a messenger RNA of Musca domestica (house fly), 3847 nucleotides long. RefSeq lists its product as uncharacterized. Lineage: Eukaryota; Metazoa; Arthropoda; Insecta; Diptera; Muscidae. The record is from RefSeq and is a predicted model, not a curated record. The transcript has 3 exons. Bases 119 to 3748 code for a protein of 1209 amino acids.